UAAAUAAUAACCGCUCUUUAAAAAUCAUUCAAUUUCUUUUAUCUUUUUUCUAUUAUCAUCUCUGUUAGCUGAAGAAACAAAAAUAAAUCUCAGCUCGCUCUUUUAUUUUCCGUGUAAUAGCAAUCUGGCUACAGACAGGCUAGCAUCUCUUUUACAUUUUAAAGGUUGGGUUUUCCUGAUUAGCAAAGAUUUUGGUUCACUCUGGCCGCUGCAAUAAAUUCCAAGUGUUCUCGCACCUCUAGGCGGGUGUGGGGUGGCGAUAGCAAUAGAGUGAGUUUGCUUUCUGUUUUAAGAAGAUCUAGGUCAUCUCAUGUUUGGAGGUUGUGCCGUGUUUCUGAGGGUUUGUCGCUUGAUUAUGGCUAAGGUCUCCUUUUCCUAGAUCCCAACAAGUUUUAGUGUAGUUGAAGAUCUACAAUAUUAAUUGAUGCUCGGAGUAGAAAUAGUUUUUGAUCCUUCUUAAAUUUUCUUGUAUAAAAGUUUGCGUGAAUGUAGUCUGUAUUUUCCGCAAUGGUUACAUUUUCGUGCUUCAGUGCUCACAUCAAUUCUCACAAAUCAAAGAAAGCUGUUGAACCUUCUCUUGAAGCAAUGCAUAAAACUUUGCAAGACACAUCACAUGGUCAAUCUUCUAUGGCUUCACCUAAAUCUGCAAGAUUAGAUUCAUUGCUGUUGAUCACACAAGCUAAUACUGAAAAUAGUGGUGGUACCAAGGAUUUCACAAGCUCUGUGUUUGUCGAACGAGGCUGGAAACAAGAGGAAGUUAAAGGAAAAUUGAACUGUGAGAAUAACUCAGGAAUUCAUCAGAAAGUCCUAAAGAAAAGUCAGUCUUUAGGAAAUGCAUUAUGCCUUGAAGGAACUGUUCUUUGUGACAAUGAUAUUGAUGAUGAAAUACACCAUGAAUUUUCUAGUGAUUCUCUUGAUCAGAAUGGGUCGGUGGGACCAUAUGCUACUAAUGGUCCAAGAGAUAGCCCAGUUAGUCAGCAGGAAGACGCUCCAAGGUCAGAGUCUGUUCAAGUUAGUUCUGAUGUUUUCAACAAUAAAUCCAUUUUCUCAAUCAGAGAUCCUCAGCAGUCCGAGAAGGAAGACCCUGAAAAUUCCGAAAUUAUGUUAUCGGGUGAAGGUGCCAAUGAAUCAUGUGACCAUACACCUCGCACACCUCCAACAAUUCCGAAAUCAAGGUCUUUGCCUAGUAUUUGCAUGUCCUUGCCUUCGCCUGACGGAAAUUCUUAUAACUAUAUGGUACCUAAGUCAAGAUCUUCUGAGGACCUGCAUGUUCUGUACAUGAGGCGGAAAGAGGGUUCAUUUCAUGAGGCUGGGAGGAGAGCCAUACAUGAACAUGAACCAAACAAUAAUGUUUGUGAAAUUGGGAAAAAUAACUUUGAUAAUUGUCUUGAUGAUAAUUAUGAUUCAUACAAUUAUUCGGCUUCAGCAAAAGACUGGAUAGUACCUGUUACAGAUGAGGUAACAGAAAUGAAACACCUCCAAGGAGAAUCCUCCAUCCAGCAGGGUGAUGGAUUACAGGGCAAGGAUUUUAAAAUUAAGCGGAUUCAGGAGUGGGUCACUGAUCUUCAACAUUGCAGUGCACCGGAAGAAACAGAUGAAGUCUCAAAUAGUGUUCACCUAAUGAAUAGCGUUUCCCCUGCCAUCAAUGGUUUGACUGCUACUAAGAUGAAUAGCAAUUUUUCUCCUGGCAUGGAGGCUGUAAAAAGAUAUAUCUCUUCUUUGAGUGCCUUUUCUACUACUGUUCAGCUGUCAAAUCACGGGUUGGUGGUGAUUCCAUUUCUUGGUGCAUUUAUAAGCUUGAAGGUGCUUAAUCUAUCUGGAAAUUCCAUAGUGAGAAUAACUGCUGGUUCCCUUCCUCGCGGACUUCAUAUGUUAAAUCUGUCAAAAAAUAAACUCUCUAAUAUUGAGGGUUUACGUGAACUCACUCGGCUUCGUGUGCUGGACUUGAGCUAUAACCGGAUAUUCAGAAUUGGCCAUGGACUGGCUUCUUGUUCUUCACUGAAAGAGUUGUAUCUGGCGGGAAAUAAAAUAAGCGAGGUUGAGGGUCUCCAUCGGCUGUUAAAGCUAACAGUAUUAGAUCUGCGUUUCAACAAAAUCUCUACAGCCAAAUGUCUGGGCCAACUUGCAGCCAAUUACAUAUCCUUACAAGCUAUCAGCUUGGAAGGGAAUCCAGCUCAGAGAAAUGUUGGAGAUGAACAAAUCAAGAAAUAUCUACAAAGCCUUCUUCCUCAUCUUGUUUACUUCAAUCGGCAACCAACUAAGGUGAGCACAUUGAAAGAUGCUGCGGACCGGUCACUAAGGUUAGGGAUCAAUGCACAUCAGUUUGACCGUGGCCUAAGAUCAGAAAACAAAGUUGGACGAAAGGCGAGUCAUGGUGUAGGUGGCACUAAGCCAACAUCUUCAUCAACUCAUUCUCGUAAAAAUCAGGCUCUUGUCUCGGCAAAUCCAUCCAAGGGUAGGCAUGCCCGUCUGCCACCCAGUGGAACUAAAGUAACUGGCAGCCAUCGACAGCAUUAUAUUGAUAUCGGUAGCAAACUGGUUAACUUCGGAUCAGCGUUGUCAAUGCGCAGGAGUCGUAGUGAGGGCACUUUGGGAGGCCUGUGAGAAUUUGGAGCUGUGAUUAGACAUUUGGUUGCAUAUUGUAUCAGUUGUAUUUCGUUUUCAUCAUGUCAUUUGUUAUGUUGUGGUCGUCCUAUGUGAAUAAAAAUAGCACCUGUCUAGGUCUGUGUUGUCCAUCAUGUUAUGCAACAGUGAUGCUAUGUGAAUAAACAGCACAUGGCUAGGUAUGUGUUGCAGUUCUUCUUAUUAAAGAAGCAACUUGUAUUUGAAUCUAGCCGUUUUCAUGAACAGAUGUUUAAAAUUUAUCACUCA
This is a messenger RNA of Mercurialis annua (annual mercury), 2871 nucleotides long. RefSeq lists its product as uncharacterized. Gene Ontology annotation, molecular function: protein kinase binding. Gene Ontology annotation, cellular component: cytoplasm. The coding region runs from base 508 to 2604 and encodes 698 amino acids. The record is from RefSeq and is a predicted model, not a curated record. NCBI's taxonomy places the organism in Eukaryota, Viridiplantae, Streptophyta, Magnoliopsida, Malpighiales, Euphorbiaceae. The transcript has 5 exons.